AGGUGCAAGUUGACUGGAACCUUGAAUGGACAAGGUGUACGUGGAAAGGACAAAAACUAAAAAGCAUCCUUCCAAACAUUAAAAAAAAACCCUGGUUUCAUGGCCUUAACUGGCACAGGAAUGAUAUCAAGAACAUCAUUAGACUCAGAACAGAGCAUGGACUGUUCCCAGUCCACCUAAAGCGAAUAAAUCUCAAAGAUUCAGACCUCUGCGAAUGUCGUCUACCGGGAGACUUAAAUCACAUUAUUUUUGAAUGCCCCCUUUUAAACCACAGAGACUCAUUCUAUAACGAUCUAAUCAAAAAUAACCUCUUACCACCUUUUAACAUUCCCUCAAUUCUCGCAGACAAUAAUUUAAAUACUUAUAAAUUAUUAGCCAAUUUCCUCAAAAACAACAAAAUAAAACUAUGAACAUCAAAAUAACAAACCAAAACUCCUUUUUAUUUAUCUGUAUUUUAUUUUAUAUCAAUUUUCCUGAUACCUUUAAGUCCCUUUGUAUGUAAUCCAUGGCUCAGUCCAUCGGGUUAGGAAGUCACCUCGAUGAGCCUCGAGGUGUGAAAAGGUGGUGGUUAGUUGUGUGUCACCCUCACCCUUACCUCACCUCUCUAAUCCCGUAACACUUUGUCGAUACCUUUAGGUGGCUGUAGGAUCCUCAAUGGAUUAGUAAGCCAAUAUAAACCAAAAAAAAAAAAAAAAAAAAGAUACGACUCCUGCUUGAAAUGGAACAAUUUCGCAGCAAUGCAAUCAUGUGAUGUCAGAGGUAUCAGGUUCGUCGCGUAUGUUCCAUAGAAUAACAAGUUGGAUUCUGCAAUCGCUAGCGAUAGCAAUAUUCGUCAUGGGAACGUUAGCUUCUGGGAUAUGAAAAUGUUAAGGGUUGCGAUUGAAAACACUUACGGAUGGCUUAAAGGGAGGUGGAGACGGUUGCAAUACAUCGACUCACUCUCCUUGGAGAAAGUGUCGGAUUUCGUGGAGGCGGCUUGCAUUCUCCACAAUUUUUGCCUCUUCCACAAUGAUGACCUACCUGCACAUAUGGUUGCUCCGAAAGAACAUGUGCCGCAACCACAUCCUGACCUACCUCCUGCAGUCCCGGGUGUUAAUGCAAUUGAUAAAAGGAAUACGCUUAUGAACAAUUUGUGGUGAUUUUGUCUUCGCUUUCAAAAUUAUUUUUUCAUUUAAAAACAAUUCCCUGACUUUU
Molecule: messenger RNA, 1194 nt
Organism: Bemisia tabaci
Lineage: Eukaryota; Metazoa; Arthropoda; Insecta; Hemiptera; Aleyrodidae
Source: RefSeq, a predicted model, not a curated record